AUGGGGCGGCGUGAUUUCUUCAAAAAAUUACCAUCAGAAAUUACGACCGACAUCCUCUCACGUCUCCCUCUCCGAAGCAUCCCAUUCAGCAAAUGCGUUUGCAAAUCAUGGCUCAAUCUCCUCAAUUCCGACGAUUUCAAAAUUAAACCCCAACCCGCCCUACUUUGCUUGAAGUCGGUGGGAACGAACCCAACUCAGUGCACGAUUUUCGAGAUUGAAGAUGAAGAAGAAGCCGAUUUGGAGAGCCACGAUCUUCACUACAUUCCGCUCACGGCUCUCAAUACCCCUCAAGGAAGCAGCGGAAUGUUAGGCAUCGCUGCUAAUGGUUUGUUUUUUCUAUACUCAUACAGAGAUGAUCCUGAAAUUCCUGUUUACAUAUGCAAUACGAUCACUCGUGAAUAUAUUGUACUUGACCAUCCAAAGGAAAAUGAUUAUUUUGAAUUUUGUGUGAGCGAAAUAAGUGGACAAUACAAGGUGAUAUGUAUCUGUAAGACCCUUGAUACCUUCUCUUUUCAAGUAUACACCCUUGGAACAGGAAUAUGGAGACCCAUUGACACUGGUGGUGCUUCUGGUUUAAGUUUCAAUUCUGCUGGCCAUGCUUUAUGUAAUGGCAACCUCCAUUGGGAAGUAGAGGAUUUGGUUACACCCUACUUUCGGAUUUGUGGUUUUGAUAUUGAAACAGAAUGUUUUACCAUCUUCUCUCCCCCUCCUUCUCUUCCUGCGGAUGGACCUAUAGAGUUACAUGUCCAGUUGGCUGUUUUAAGAAACUGUUUGUGUCUUUCUUACACACAUGACUAUGAUUAUGAUGUUGUCGUGAUCUGGAUGAUGAAGGAAUAUCAAGUUGAGGAAUCUUGGACCAUAGAGUACAAGUUGAGUACUGUUGCUCUUGGUUUUGAUGAGUGGAUUCACUUAUCUUUUCGUCCUAUCAAAGUUUUCAAAGAUGGAGACAUUUUGAUGUUGUUGAUGGAAGACGGACAACUUAUCUAUUACUCCAACAAGACAACAACCGCUCAAAGAAUAGUUUUGUUUAAUGAUGCAGCUGUCGUGCGUUAUAAUACUGAUGCCAUGGUUUUCACUCCUAGCCUUUUCUCACUCAAUAAUUUCGAAUUCGAGAAUGUGAUCUCGUUCUAA
This is a messenger RNA of Salvia hispanica, 1131 nucleotides long. RefSeq names its product F-box protein CPR1-like. NCBI's taxonomy places the organism in Eukaryota, Viridiplantae, Streptophyta, Magnoliopsida, Lamiales, Lamiaceae. Gene Ontology annotation, molecular function: protein binding. The record is from RefSeq and is a predicted model, not a curated record.